Durotheca rogersii is the source of this 1275-nucleotide messenger RNA. RefSeq lists its product as uncharacterized. Gene Ontology annotation, cellular component: extracellular region. NCBI's taxonomy places the organism in Eukaryota, Fungi, Ascomycota, Sordariomycetes, Xylariales, Xylariaceae. The transcript has a single exon. The record is from RefSeq and is a predicted model, not a curated record. Bases 113 to 1243 code for a protein of 376 amino acids.
UUACCCACUGGUGGAUAUUUCUUAUUCUUAAUACCCAUCGUUAUUAUCUUGCGUUGCACGCAAGUCCCGGAGAAAACGACUCAACAACCAGUCAAACCAACACAAAACCAAGAUGAAGACCUCAACAGUCCUGGCUAUCGCCCUCAGCGCCGCCUCGUCGGCCAGGGCUGAGCCCACUUUGGCCCAGCGUGACCUCGCCGCCGUCAGCUCCGUCAUCUCGCAGGUCUCCGACGCGGUGACCAAGCUCGACUCGUCCGUCAAGGCUUUCGACGGCGCCGACUCCGAGAAGCUUCAGAGCAGCGCUAAGGCGCUUCUCGAGGCCGUGACGUCGGGUGCCUCCCUCCUCAGCGAGGCCGACCUCUCGAUUAUUGACGCUCUCGGCCUCGAGGAGGUUAUCAGCCCCCUCGGCCCCGCUACUCAGACCCUCUUCAAGGACAUCUCCUCCAAGAAGAAGCAGAUUGAGUCCGCAAACCUCUGCACUCUCCUUGGCUCCUCCGUCACCGAAAUUAGCAAGGCCACCAAAUCUCUUGUCGAGGGCAUCGCCAGCAGGGUUCCCGACGAGUUCCGCGACACCGCCAAGAAGCUCUCUGAGUCUCUCCUCGAGCACCUGACCAAGCUCACCCAAAAAUUAGCCCCCGAGCAGUGCCAGGACAAGGGCAAGUCUACUGAGGAUAAGGAAAAGGAAAAGACCCCUUCCUACCCCGUAGAGAGCACUCCCGCCCACACGACCACGACCAGCGAGCACAAGACCACGACCAAAGAGCACAAGACCACAAGCACAAGCACGGAACACACGACCACGACCACCGCCCACGAAGUUGAGGAGACCGCCUCGUGCCCCGAGGAGGCCAAGGAGACGACGACGACGACGUGCCAGCCGGCCAUCACGGUGAUCCACACCGUGACGGAGGUCAAGCAGGAGACCAAGACGGAAGUCAAGACGGAGACGAAGACCGAGACCAAGACUGAGACCAAGACCGAGACGCUGCAGUGCGACGGCACGACACACCCGCCGGAGGUUGUCACGACGCCGGAGCCGACGCCCGUCAUCACCACCUCCAGCAGCAUCGUGACCUCCAGCUUCGUCACGCCCAACACGACGACGGCGACGACGACGACGGGCACCGGCGGCCUGACGCCCACGCCCUCGCUGCCCUUCGUCACCGCCGCCGCCAUGACGCACGGCGUGCCCGCCGGCUCCGUCGGCUUCCUGGCUGCGCUCGCCGCCCUCCUGUUCGUAUAAGGGGGGCGCGAGCCGCGGCACGAUGCUCUCUC